Molecule: messenger RNA, 597 nt
Organism: Rasamsonia emersonii CBS 393.64
Lineage: Eukaryota; Fungi; Ascomycota; Eurotiomycetes; Eurotiales; Trichocomaceae
Exons: 2
Coding region: 1-597 (198 amino acids)
Source: RefSeq, a predicted model, not a curated record
AUGGCUAAAAGAGCCGAGACAGAAUGGAAAGUCUCACUGAGAGACUUUACAGGGCCUGAAGCCACAUGGCAGGCCACAGAAGAGGCCAAAGCGAUAUUCGAACGGAUCAAGGCGCAUAAGAGUAUAUUCCUGGCACUUGGAACAAGGUGGCUGAUGGGUUAUCUUGUCACGGAUCCUCCGGCCUCGGGUCAGAACACUUCGCCGCUUGCCAAUCUGCUGUCACCGGACGAGUUGAAUACCUUGCAACGUCUUUUGAACAAGAUAAACCCAAACUCCUCUGAUCGGAACGCUCCACCUGCUGGAGACUACGAUCCCAUUCGGGACACUCCAUCUCGUCGACCGAGACGUGGUCGAGUCGAUAGGAUUGGCCUUACGGCGUCCGACGUUCCAGAUUCGAGUGCAAUGGAAACGUCUUCGUUGGAUGAGGAUUCGUCUUCGGAUUAUUUGCCUGAAGCAGAUCCUGACUGGACAAGACGUGUUAGUGGAGAUACUACAGAGAAUUCGCCUCCGCCAACUAACUGCAAUAUUUCACGAUUAAUGAUAUUGAAGACGCUCAGUAUUCAGCAUAUGCCCUUUGAAAUUGAGGUGGUGACUUGA